This is a messenger RNA of Dovyalis caffra, 504 nucleotides long. The record is from the annotation of a GenBank genome assembly. NCBI's taxonomy places the organism in Eukaryota, Viridiplantae, Streptophyta, Magnoliopsida, Malpighiales, Salicaceae.
AUGAGAUGGUCUCUUUGGAGAUAUGAGCUGAAACUAUUUGUUGAGAUUGCUAAGAAGCUUGGGAGAUUUGAUUUUCAGCUCGUGUCAGGUGGAAGUGGCGUGAAAGAUGUGAAAGUGACUUAUGCUUCUGCUAGGGCUCCAGAUGACCUUGAUACCAGGGUGCUCCGUGCCAUGAUCAUCGAGGGUCUAAUUGGGCCUAUAUCCAAUGUUUUUGUGAACUUAGUUAAUGUUGAUUUUAAGACUGGGGAGAUUAAGGUUGAGGGACGAGUGAAGGAUGGAAUUCCCCACUUAACCAAGGUGGGAAGUGUAUUAAGAGAGGAAAAUGUGAAUGUCAGCUUCAUGAGUGUUGGAAGGAUUGCCCCAAGGAAGCAAGCUAUCAUGGCAAUUGGAGUUGAUGAGCAACCUAGGAAAGAAACUUUGAAAAAGAUUGGUGAUAUCCCAGUUAUAAUUAAUAGCGAUUUUGUGAGAUUAAAGGUUAGGGUUCAUGAGACAAUCCUGUAUUGA